UCUCGAAUAACAGGCAGUUAUGCAUGGUGUUUACGUCCAUCUCUCCACAUCUGCCACGUAUUCAUGGAUACUGCCACCUCCAGCCCUCCCUCUUACUACUCACGCGCACAUGCUUACUUCCUCCAACUACUCAGCGCAGCAAAAAAGAAUACGAAGAGAAGAAAUGAAAAGGAAAUAUUAAGAGAAAAAUUUAGAGAAAAAAAAUGAAUAUAGAGAGUUUAGUGGUAUCAGCAGGCAUUAACAUUGGUUUAGCUGUCUUCAUUCUUUCUCUUUUCUCUUUACUCAAAAAACAGCCUUUCUAUUCUCCUAUCUAUUAUGCUCGACGCCUCUCCUUAGGCCACCGUGACGUUCCUGAUUCGCACCACCGUUCUUUUAAUUUGUGGCGGUUGGUUCCGGAGGUCGACUGGAUUUUUCGUGCAGUUCGGGUUACUGAGGAGGAGAUUCUCCACAAUUCUGGCCUUGAUGUACUCGUUUUCGUUAGAAUCUUCAAAUUCGGGAUCAGAUUCUUUCUUGUUUGUUCUAUAGUUGGGCUUCUGGUACUUCUCCCACUAAAUUAUACUGGGAGUAAUGGACCAAAUAUGAGCUCUCAUUCCAUGGAUGCUUUCACAAUAUCUAAUAUCAGCAGAGGCUCUGACAGGCUUUGGGUGCAUUUUUCUUUCUUGUGCUUCGUCUCGUUUUAUGGAAUGUACCUUCUUUACAAGGAGUACAAUGACAUUUUUAUCAAAAGGAUUCAGCAGAUAUGUAACAGAAGGCAUGAACCUCAUCAAUUCACCAUUCUGGUUCGAGAAAUUCCACUUUGCAGUGAGCACCAAACUCGUGGAUGCAACGUAGACCACUUUUUUUCCAAACAUCAUCCAUAUUCAUAUCAGUCUUCUGAAAUUUUAUAUGAUUCGAAGCUUUUGGAUAAUCUACUAUGCCAGGCAAAGUCUCUCACAAAAAAGAUUGAGGACCUGAGGCAUCUUUCUUCUACUAAGAAACAUGGUAGAAACUCAUCUGUAUCUGGUGCAUGGAAAUAUGAUGCUAAAAUAGAGCAGCUGGAGGACAUGCUUCAAACCCUUGGUCGUGAAAUAAGGCAUAUACAAUGCAGGAUGACGAUUGAGCAGAAGGAAUUACCUGUGGCUUUUGUUGCAUUUAAUUCACGAUGGGGCGCUGUUCUAGCUGCUCAAUCUCAACAGCACACAAAUCCACUCCUCUGGAUCACUGAAGUGGCUCCAGAACCAAGAGACGUGAUCUGGCAAAAUUUGGCAAUUCAAUAUCGUCAUUUGCCACUGUACAGGAUAGUGAUACUUGUUGCAGCAUCACUACUUACCAUCUUCUUCGUGUUACCAGUCACAGCUGUUCAAGGAAUUGCCAAAUAUGAUCGCCUGAAGAAAUGGUUUCCUCCUGCGAUGGCUGUGGACUUGAUACCGGGGUUAAGGUCCGUCGUCACGGGAUAUCUUCCUAGUGCCAUUCUUAAUGGUUUCAUAUACAUUGUUCCAUUUGCCAUGAUUGGACUGGCAAGAUUAGCUGGUUAUAUCUCGCGGAGUAAGAAGGAUAUAAAUGCAUGCAACCUGGUGUUCUACUUCCUGGUAGGGAAUGUAUUUUUUCUAAGCUUGUUGUCAGGAUCUUUACUAGAUCAAAUCGGCGAAUCUUUCUCUCAUCCCAAGGAUAUUCCCAACCGUCUAGCUAGUGCUGUCUCUGCUCAGGCAGAUUUCUUCGUGACGUACAUCCUGACAAAUGGGCUGGCAGGAUUCUCUUUAGAGAUACUUCAGCCAGGAUUACUUCUCUGGGAUGCUCUUAAAUCUCACACGUGGGACCGUGGAAAGAAGAAACGUCCUUAUGUUUAUUCACUACCUUAUUAUAGAAUUGUUCCUUUUGUUGCUCUCUGCAUGCUGAUUGGGAUUGUUUACGCGGUGGUCUCACCUUUGCUUCUUCCAUUUCUAGUAGGCUACUUCCUGCUUGGAUAUGCAGUGUUCAUCAACCAGAUUGAAGAUGUAUAUAUAACUACAUACGAGACAUGUGGUCUGUAUUGGCCUUACGUUCAUCACUACAUUAUAGUUGCGAUCAUACUUAUGCAAGUCACAAUGAUCGGUCUUUUUGGACUGAAAGCUAAGCCUUCAGCUUCCUUCUCCGUUAUCCCUCUCAUGGUUGUCACUAUUCUCUUUAACGAAUAUUGCAAGAUGCGGUUUCUUCCUACUUUCAAUCAUGUCUCAAUCCAGCUGAUGUUAUGGUACUGUGUCGUCAGGAUGCAAAAAACAAUGAUGAACUUGACAAGAAGGAUGGAUUGAUGGAGGAGAAUGUCCGGAAGGCUCUUGAUGCUUAUUCUCCUCCAUGUUUGCAACCCUUGGACCUCGGGCUAGAAGGAACGAGCUCCACCAAGCCAUUUCUAUCUCCAACAUAGAACGAACAUGUUGCCGUUCCUCCUUUCAUCUUUCUCCCACGUUGCCUGUGCUCUGAUGUCUGACAAUUUUGUUAGGGAGUGUUUGUGUCGACAUCACAUUGUCAAAUUACAUGCAGGAGAGCUAAUCUGCUCGUAGUCAUGUAUACCAACUUUUUUUGGUGUUGUUUUGUUUCGUUGACAUGGCUCAUCAUUGCUAAGGCCAUCAUAUUUGUAUCGGAUGGACAAAAUUGCUAUUAGAAUUUGUUUUUUCUUUUA
Messenger RNA from Capsicum annuum, 2635 nucleotides. RefSeq names its product CSC1-like protein At3g54510. Gene Ontology annotation, cellular component: plasma membrane. The record is from RefSeq and is a predicted model, not a curated record. Lineage: Eukaryota; Viridiplantae; Streptophyta; Magnoliopsida; Solanales; Solanaceae. Gene Ontology annotation, molecular function: calcium-activated cation channel activity. Bases 204 to 2267 code for a protein of 687 amino acids. The transcript has 10 exons.